Molecule: messenger RNA, 4250 nt
Organism: Myotis brandtii (Brandt's bat)
Lineage: Eukaryota; Metazoa; Chordata; Mammalia; Chiroptera; Vespertilionidae
Gene: RIPOR2
Product: family with sequence similarity 65, member B
Exons: 22
Coding region: 27-2687 (886 amino acids)
Source: RefSeq, a predicted model, not a curated record
GGCUGCCGGCCAGACUCCCCGAGAUCAUGCUGGUGGGAACCCAGUCCUUCUCGCCCGGAGGGCCCAAUGGCAUCAUUCGGAGCCAGUCGUUCGCGGGGUUCAGCGGCCUGCAGGAGCGGCGGUCCAGGUGUAACUCCUUCAUUGAAAAUGCUUCUGCUCUCAAGAAGCCUCAGGCCAAACUGAAGAAGAUGCAUAACUUAGGGCACAAGAACAGCAGCCCCCCCAAGGAGCCGCAGCCCGCCAGGGUGGAGGAGGUCUACCGGGCCCUGAAAGGCGGACUCGACGAGUACCUGGAGGUCCACCAGACGGAGCUGGACAAGCUGACGGCGCAGCUGAAGGACAUGAGGAGGAACUCCCGCCUGGGUGUGCUGUAUGACCUGGACAAGCAAAUUAAAACGAUCGAACGGUACAUGCGGCGCCUGGAGUUUCACAUCAGCAAGGUGGACGAGCUCUACGAAGCCUACUGCAUCCAGAGACGCCUCCAGGACGGUGCCAGCAAGAUGAAGCAGGCCUUCGCCUCGUCCCCCAACAGCAAGGCCGCCCGGGAGAGCCUGGCCGAGGUGCACCGGAGCCACAAGGAGUACACGGAGAACAUGUGCACCAUCGAGGUGGAGCUGGAGAGCCUGCUGGGCGAGUUCUGCAUCCGGAUGAAAGGUCUGGCCGGCUUCGCGCGCCUCUGCCCCGGGGACCAGUACGAAAUUUUCAUGAAGUACGGCCGACAGCGGUGGAAGCUGAAAGGCAAAAUCGAAGUCAACGGCAGGCAGAGCUGGGACGGAGAGGAAACGGUGUUCCUGCCCCUCAUCGCUGGGCUCAUCUCCAUCAAGGUACAGUGUUCCCGGCAGCUGUGGUCUCCUGGUGCCACGCUGGGUGAGCCACGCUGGGUGAGCCACGCUGGCCCCUUCGACGUGGAGGACGUGACCCCGUCCGCCGGCACCGGGAGCAAGGCGGCCGCCCUGCAGCGGAGGAUGUCCAUUUACAGCCAGGGCACCCCCGAGACGCCCACCUUCAAAGACCACGCCUUCUUCCGGUGGCUGCAGCCCUCCCCGGACAAGCCCCGGCGGCUGUCCGCCCUGAGCGCCUUGCAGGACACGCUCCUGGCCAAGCUGCACCGCAGCCGCUCUGUGUGCGACCUGCCCUCCCUCAGGCUGAGGCCCAAGGCCGUGCUCGAGUCCUAUUCGAACCUCCCGGACGACACCUUCGAGAGCGACAAGGCUGCCCAAGAGAAGAGGCCGCUGUCCCUCAGCUUCGACGACCUGCCCAACGGGGACUGUGCCCUCCCCGCCAGCCCGGCUGGCUCCCUCGCCAACUCGUGCCCGGCCCACAGGCUGCUGUUCGAGGAGCCGGUGGUCAGUGGUGAGGUGGACGGCGGCCGGUCCUUCCUGGACGGGAGCCUGGAGGACGCGUUCCACGGGCUGUUCCUCGCGCUGGAGCCCCACAAAGAGCAGUACCAGGAGUUCCAGCAGCUGAGCCAGGAGGUCAUGCACUUGGACAAUGUCCUCAAAUGUAAGCCGCCCGGAAGCCGCAGCACGCCCUCCAGCCUGAGCCUGACGGUGGAGAGCGCCCUGGAGAGCUUCGACUUCCUGAACACCUCCGACUUCGACGAGGAGGAGGACGUGGACGAGGGCGGCCCUGUGGGAGGUGCCGACUCGGUGUUUUCAGACACGGAGACUGAGAGGAACGGCUACAGGUCAGUUCACCCGGAGGCCAGGGCGCACCUCAGCGAGGCGCUGACGGAAGACACGGGCGUGGGCACCAGCGUGGCCGGCAGCCCCCUCCCGCUGACCACGGGGAGCGAGAGCCUGGACAUUGCCAUCGUCAGGCACCUCCAGCAGUGCACCCAGCUCGUGCAGCAAAUUGUCUUCUCCAGCAAAACCCCCUUCGUGGCGAGAAAUCUCCUGGAGAAGCUUUCCGGGCAAAUCCGCGUGAUGGAGAAACUCGCCGCCCUCAGUGACGAGCACAUAGGGAACAUCGGUUCCGUCCUGGAAGGUGAGCUGGAGGCCAGCUUCGCUGGCGCCGUCAACGCAGACUACCCGGGCCUGGCAGACCCAGUGUUUCGGACGCUGGUGGCCCAGAUCCUGGACCGGCCGGAGCCCCUGCUGCCCCCCAGCCUGGCCUCCGAGGUGGUCACCGUCUUCCAGUUUCACGGCUACUUCUCCGGCCCCGGGGUUGGCGGCCUGGAGGGCCACGUGCGCCAGCUGGCGGGACAAGUCUCCGUGGUGCGGAGCCUGCAGUCGCUGCGGGACGAGAAGCUGCGCCAGGCGGUCAGCGGCCUGGCCCCCAGCAGCCUCCCGGCCCAGCAGGAGGUGCUCCGGACCCUGGCUCUGCUCUUGACCGGGGCCGACCGCGGCGUCAGCCAGGCCGUGAGGCUGUACCUGGAGGCGGCCGCCGGGAACCAGCCUUUCAGGGAGAAGGCCCUGCUCUACUACUGCGAGGCCCUGACCGCCCGCGACCUGCAGCUGCAGAAGGCGGCGUGCCUGGCUCUGCAGAGCCUGCAGGCCACGGAGAGCAUCAAGAUGCUGGUGACCCUGUGCCAGUCGGAUGCGGAGGAGCUCAGAAACGUGGCCUCCGAAACCCUCCUGUCCCUGGGGGAAGACGGGCGGCUGGCCUACGAGCAGCUGGACAAGUUCCCCCGGGACUGCGCCCACGUCGGAGGCCGUCACGGGACCGAGGUGGCCACGGCCUUUUAAUGACCCAACAGCUGUCGUCACAGAUGGCCCCGCGGUCCCGGAGGCGCGAGAUGUCGCCGGGAACCUCCCGCGGUGUAGACAGAACUCGAUCCGGUCCUGGCGCCCAGCGCGAGCUGUGCCCGCUACGAGAGGGCUGUGUGCAGCGUACGAGGUCAGUCACAGCGCCGACCACGGGCAGCGCCGAGUCAACAGAGCCCGCCGUCUCUGACACGUGUGGGAUUUCAAAACAGCCAUCUUCGUACCUUUCCAGAAGUUCUGCGAGCUUGAGGCCGUCCUGUGAGACGCGGGUAAAUGUCGUACAGCUUGCAGUCCCCUCCGUCCGUCGUGUCCUCAGGGUUGAGGGCCCCCACCCCUCACCCCCACCAGCCACCUAACUUUACCUUCAGUGAAAAGCACAAAAAGAAUUGCUCCCAAUAAAAGUUUGCCUGCGGGACCGGUAGGCCCCGCACUGUAAGAGCGCAAUGUUGUCACACGUCACGUGUCACUGUGCCGCCUGUUCCUCUUCUUCCUCCUGAGAAUUCCCGAAGCGUGCUUCCACGGUGGCGAGAAGAUGGGGAGGUGACCAGGAGCAGACGGCCUUAGGAGAUCACCCCCCUACUCCUUAAACACAAAGGCACGCAUUGCGUCCGCUUUUAUUUGUGAACAAACAAGAGCCAUUUUUUUUAUGAUCUUUUUCUAUAGAGGUACUUGGCCGCUAAGACCAAUCCAAACCCAAAGCCAUGGCUUCAGAAAAGCUGGGCGCUCCCUGAGGCGCGAGCGCGAGCAAGUUGGAGAGACAUUGAAAAGGGGUCCUUGCUUCUGUGACAACCCCAGGAGGUCAGGAUGAAGGCUGCCCCCCUGGGGUGGUGACUGCCCCCUGCUGGGACCCCUUGGCCAAAUAGAACAGCAGCCGCCCUCACCGCUCCCACCAGGGGAGCAAACCCAGUCGCUAAAGUCCACGCCCGCUCAGGAGCUCCUGGUACAUAAUGGGGCUUCCUUCUAGGCGUAUACGGGGCGGGAUAUGCCAAGUUAUCUAAUAGGUGUGAGUGUAGCUUGAACUGUACUCCAGAUGUGUUUGUAUAAAAUGCCAGUGAGGUGUCAUUUUAAAUAUCUACACGUCAGCAGACCUUUACAGCAGCUCUUAGUUCAACUUACACGGUGUCUGCCGGGUUUCCCGGCAAAGAGUCCUUGGGACUGUGAAGUUACAGUGUGUAUAUAUAUAUAUCUAUUUGUAUAUUUAUAAAUAUUAUAUAUAUGCCUAUGUCCUUCCUUUGAAAAGUUCCUUGUACAGUCUAUAGUUAGGAUAGCCUGCAUAAGCUGCAGUCCCUGAGAAAUGGUGGAGAGAAUUUUUUUUUUUUUUAUAGAAAACUCAAAUCCCAAAUGUUACCAAGUGUUUUGUUGGUUGUGGUGUGUGUUUUUUAAAAAGAAUUUUGAAUAUUGCAUGAGCAACGGACUCCAGGUCUUUUGUAUUCACAUCUGCAUUUUGUUUUGGUUGAGGGGGUGCGUUGUUUUGUGGCAUUUGUAUCCGUCACUGUUCCCAUCCUGGACGUUCAAAUAAAAAUUAUUUUUGAAUCUCUGGUCUCA